AAAAACAAUCUGAGGCUAAGAAAUCUGCUGGAUGGGUCAAAAGGACAGCUGGUGCUUUUGGAAAAGCCAUUGUUAAUACAUCUCAAUAUUUGCUUGAUUUGGAAAGAGAUGCAAGCAAAGCUCUUGAAUCAUUACUAAGGAAAGCCUGGGCCCAUCAUAGAGAAUUAAGGAUACUUGUUAGUGGGAAGACAGGUCAAGGAAAAUCUUCACUCAUUAAUGGCAUUCUUGGUGCUCAUGUUGCUAGUGAAGGAGCUGGUGCAAAAAGAUGUACAACACAAGUUGAAAUGUAUUCAGAAAUCAUCAAAGGUGUGCCAAUCAAAGUCUUUGAUUUUCCUGGCUUACAAGAUCAUACAGCAAAUGAAGAGGAGUACAUACAAGGAAUGAGAGAAACAUGCCAAGAGCUUAGUUUAGUCCUCUACUGCACUAAGAUGAUAGUUUUAAUACUUGACUAACUGAUGAUGACAAGAAUGCUAUGGUUAAGCUAACAAAAGCUUUUGGAGAAAGUUUUUGGAACUAUUCUGUGUUUGUCCUCACUUUUGCUAACCUUGAAAAUGCUGCAAGAAAAGAUGACAGAGAUGCUGACGAGGAAGAACCAGAUGAAGAUGAUGAGGAGGGAUGGAAAGAAUUAGAAAAAAGAAGAUUUACAAGACGGUUGGAAUUAUGGAAAAAAGAGCUUCAAAGUUUUUUAGUGGAAGAACUUAAAGUAACACCAAAAAUUGUAUGCAACAUUCCUGUUGUACUAACUGGUGAUAACAGGGAGACGCACAAGAAUCCCAAGUAUAUUACCUUGCCUGAUCGUAAAAAUUGGUUUGAUGAUUUUUGGGAGGCAUGUAUUGAGAGAAAAAAAGAUAAUAAAUUAAUUCUACAUCUUGGAGAAAUUGGGUCUAGAUCUAGAGGUACCACUGAGUAUGAACUGCUUAAAAAGCAUAGAAAUGAAUAUCAGGAAGCUAAGACAAGCACUGAAAGAUUUGAAGCCGCUAGAAAUUUUUUUGUAUACAAAGAGUGGAAACAAAAUACAGAGGUAGUUUGA
Molecule: messenger RNA, 1030 nt
Organism: Amphimedon queenslandica
Lineage: Eukaryota; Metazoa; Porifera; Demospongiae; Haplosclerida; Niphatidae
Exons: 4
Coding region: 473-1030 (185 amino acids)
Source: RefSeq, a predicted model, not a curated record